Messenger RNA from Hydractinia symbiolongicarpus, 1134 nucleotides. RefSeq names its product acidic phospholipase A2 PA4-like. Gene Ontology annotation, biological process: phospholipid metabolic process; arachidonate secretion. The record is from RefSeq and is a predicted model, not a curated record. Bases 255 to 752 code for a protein of 165 amino acids. The transcript is spliced from 2 exons. Lineage: Eukaryota; Metazoa; Cnidaria; Hydrozoa; Anthoathecata; Hydractiniidae. Gene Ontology annotation, molecular function: A2-type glycerophospholipase activity.
UUGAUUAUGAUCAUAUUAAUUGAGGGAUCAUUACGACUUUUAAUUUCUUUGUUCUUAAAAAAGUUUCAUGAGUUAAAGCUCAUAGGGACUUUUUGGGAGCAUUUUACUGAAUUGCAACACUGCCGUAAAAUACUUCAUAAAAAAUUUCUCCGUAGAAAUAAACAAAUGUAAAGAAAAAAAUUUCUUUAUGCAAAUAAAAACUUGAAACUGUUUUUUUAAUUUUUUUCUUCGUUUUAUUGCACCCAGCUGAUGUGAUGGUUAACUUAAAUAAUUCAUCACAAAAAACAAAACAUUUUUUUCAUGAAAACACAAACAUUAUUUCCACAUACUUUCGUGAUUGGAAAGAGCACAAUAUGCACUUUUUACUAUUGGUGGUAUUUUUGUAUGAAAUGACAGAUGCAAGCGUGUUUAUUCUUCCAGGAACACGAUGGUGCGGUAUUGGAAAUAGAGCUACCGAUGCACAUCGACUUGGUGCGUACAAACAUACCGAUACAUGCUGCAAACAACACGAUACGUGUCCACACAGUAUUCAAUCUUUUCGCAAAAAAUAUGGUUACCGAAAUUUACGGCUGUACACCAUUUCCGCGUGUUGGUGUGAUCAGCAGUUUCGAACAUGUUUGAAGAAUGUUAGAUCAAAAGUUGCCAUGACGACUGGAAUUAUGUAUUUCACCUUACUAUCCGUCCCUUGUUUUAUUAUUGAAGAACGUGGAGGGACACAGCAAGUCAAAAUAGUCGAUCCAGAAAAGUUUUGAAAGUUAUAGUCAAUACGUAAAGUUAUAAAAAAGAUAGUUCAAUAAAAUCUGCAUAAUAUCAUAUAAUUUUAUAAUUGUGAUUUCGCGAUCUGAAUUGAAAAGUAUUCCGGAUGCCAAUAGCGUGACAUAUCAACUAAACAUCCGCGCGCUCAAUCAACGCCUUACGCCUUUUGGAUUUGUGAUGACGCCAGGUACAUUUAUAAAAGCAAAAUUAUAAAAGUUUGGAGAUUUUUUUUAAUGGCAAUACUAGUUGAGAAAAACAAAAUUGAUUUAUAAAUAUGAAUGCCGGUUUAUUUGUGAUUAUAUUUUACAUAAAAAAUAUCCGUAUAAAUAAACAUAGAGAUGGGAGAAAAGUUCAUUUGGUUAGUAAAAUUUAGCGUGG